Messenger RNA from Haliotis rubra (blacklip abalone), 1939 nucleotides. RefSeq lists its product as uncharacterized. The record is from RefSeq and is a predicted model, not a curated record. Lineage: Eukaryota; Metazoa; Mollusca; Gastropoda; Lepetellida; Haliotidae. Bases 139 to 1119 code for a protein of 326 amino acids. The transcript has 7 exons.
AUGCAGUCGGCUCGUUUAGAGGAACUAAUACCAAGAGAAGAUAACUCUUGUAUACUUCCUGAAAGGACAGCCAGCACGACUGUUUUUGUUGUGUCAAGUAGUCGUACCGUCCCAUUGACCAUUUGACACGGCUUAAAGAUGAAGGCGACAUCGGAAGAUCCACACUUGAAAAAGAGACUGCAGGUGUUUCUGGGGGAGAUGCUGAAGCUGGGCACAGUGAAGGGCUUCAAGUACUUCGCUUCAUACAUGAGAGGGCGUGAGGAGAUGGUCAUCAGCAUCGUCAAUGAGCCACAGACCCCCAACAACAGCUACAGCAGUGAACCGGGCACUCCCCUGCACAACACAGAGUUUGCAGCAGGCGCCAGCUUUACCUCCAACAACCUACCCUAUGACAAGAGGUCACUGAUGCUGUCUCAGAGGACACAGAUGUCUCUGAGUGGCCUUGGGGAAAAGGGUGUUGGCUUGCCCCCAGCCUCCCCAAGUGAUGAUGAGACACAGGCUAUGGAUGAGUCGUCCACUGUUUUCCUGAUUGCUGGCUACACUCGCUACCUUUGUCCCUACGUGUGGGUGCGCUCCAACCAUGAACGCCUAGUGAGGCUGACCGGAGGAGACACACAGGAAAAAGACAACCCUCUCCGACUCAAGUCCACGUACAAGUGGAAGGAUAAUGAUGUGUUUAUAUGGGACAUCAUCGCAGAGCUGGUCAAGUUAAGCACGUAUCCAGCUCCCCGUAACCCAUUUGCUGUGGACAUUCCAUUCUUCUCAACUCUGCCACUCUCAGAGCAGGUGUUGUCAACUGCUGCCAUGGUGUCCUUCCUGCAGAAAGUGUUGAUACACACAGCUGAUGAUAAACCCUAUGCUGCUAAAGUAUUUGAAGAUCUCCAGUUAGUGACAAAAUGUCACUUCUCAGCUGUUCAGAAACUGGCUAAGGAGGGAGGACUGCCCAUUCUGCAGCAGCAACAGCAGCAGCAGCACAGGAAGAUGAGUGGCAGCCAGUCCCAGUUGUCAUCACGGAAACGGUAUCCCAGCAGUGGUAGUCAGUACCCAGCCCAGUAUGGGCAGUACCAGCAGCCUGCAGCAGGCUACAACUACAGCAGUCACAAUGCUCCCAGCUACUGACACACACAAACAGAACAGAGGGAUUGAAGAGGUGGAGCAGUGUCCAAGGGAAACUCCUUGAAGGAAGACAUUGGUCAAGGCUCCAGUGAAUGUUUCAAGACACUGUUGCCCUUUGGAUGAAUACAAGGCAGAGAUUAUAAGAAACAGGAUGACAUUUCCUGGACAUUAUGCAACAGAUCUGCUUUGCUCUGCCAUGAUUGCCUUGACUUUGGGUACAUUGGUUAAGAAUAUAUGGUUGAAGAUGUGAAACACAAGACACAGAUGAGUGUGACUGAUGCAGUUUAUUGAUGAUAAAACCUGUAAUAAAGAUGAGAGGGUUGGUAGACAAUGCCCCUCAAAUGAUAUCAUGUAGCAGUAACGGAUAAUGUAUGGUGAAAGGUUUUGGCGUUUUUCAUGCAGGUAUUUGAUGGUGAGAGAUAAUAAGGUAAAUACCUUCAUGUUGCUAAUGAAUGUUUAUUCUGUUUUUCAUUUCAAAAUAUCAUGAGUAUGAAAACAAACAACUUAUGACGUCAUCUAUAUUUACCUGAGUCCCUUAUGUACUACAAUGACCAGUGUGUAUGUAAUGGCGGCAAGUUACAGUAUAUGUACACAGAGAACUCAUUGGCCCCAAAGGGAUCUCAGCCUACAACUUGUGCCAUAGAAUUACACCAGUGGCGGUAGUAAGGUGGCUUGCUGGACACAACCUGGCUGGUCAUCUGGCCUCUCUGCUGAUCUGCAUAUCCAUGACACACUUGCUCCAUUCCCUUUGUUGAUGUUCUGGGAUGAAACCUAUAUUAUUUGUUGUACAUACUUUGAAAAUGAAUAAAUUGAUCUUAACCCA